This is a messenger RNA of Heterotrigona itama, 6993 nucleotides long. The record is from the annotation of a GenBank genome assembly. Lineage: Eukaryota; Metazoa; Arthropoda; Insecta; Hymenoptera; Apidae.
UUCUAUGUAUAUAUACGUACAUAAUAGCGUAAAUUUAUGAGCAUACAUGUAAGACUCAAUAUAAUACAAAGUACAGAAGCAGACAGUGCCGGCCCCACUCUGGGCCCAAGGGGGAGCCUGGGGUCACAUUCCAAGAUGGCUGUGCCUGAGGAAUGCAGUGGGUGCCCUCCUAAGACGCUUUCCUCCCUCCUUUUUUAUUAAUCGGAUCAAUUCAUCUAUCCUAGCGAAUAUUUUGAUUAUACUAGGACAAAGUAGUUAAUUUCAACGUGUAUCCGGUGGAGCCCGAAGGUACGUCGGCCUUGGCUGCUGGAUCAAGAUCUUUGUUUUUAGAGACUGUACGUCGUAGCAAUGCAGCAUGUCAAAAUGGUGAUUAUGCUCUUGCUGCAAGCUUGUAUACAGAAGCUCUUGCUUUGGAUCCACUCAGCCAUGUGCUAUAUUCAAACAGGUCAGCUGCCCGGCUCAAAAUGGGUUUAUUUGCACUUGCUCUUCAAGAUGCAGUUAGAGCUACUGAACUUAGCCCUCAAUGGCCAAAGGCAUAUUACCGUCAAGGAGUAGCCUUACAAUGUUUAGGAAGACAUGGAGAGGCUCUUGUGGCCUUUAGUACAGGUUUGGCACAUGAUCCUUCUAAUUGUCAACUUUUGUCUGGUCUUGUGGAAGCAUCUUUAAAAUCACCAUUGCGAGCAACAUUAGAACCAACAUUUCAACAACUACGUGCAAUGAAACUUGAUGAAUCUUCUUUUGUUGUCAUCUCUGUUGUUGGUCAAGAACUUCUUGGAGCAGGACAAUAUAAAGCAGCAGCUGGUGUAUUAGAAGCUGCUCUAACUAUUGGUUCUUGUAGUUUAAAAUUACGAGGUUCUGUAUUUUCUGCUCUAUCUAGUGCAUAUUGGGCAUUAAAUUCUUUAGACAAAGCUAUCAAUUAUAUGCAACAAGAUUUAGGUGUCGCACGAUCUUUAGGAGAUACACAGGGUGAAUGUCGAGCUCAUGGAAAUUUGGGCUCGGCAUAUUUUAGUAAGGGCAGUUUUAAAGAAGCUUUAACAGCACACAGGUAUCAAUUGGUUUUAGCUAUGAAGUGCAAAGAUACUCAGGCUGCAGCGUCUGCUUUAACUAGCCUGGGUCACGUUUAUACAGCUAUUGGUGAUUUACCAAAUGCACUUGCAUCUCAUAAACAAUGUGUACAAUUAGUAAAACAAAUGGGAGAUCGACUUCAAGAAGCUCGAGAAAUAGGAAAUGUAGGAGCAGUUUAUUUAGCAAUGGGAGAAUUUGAAAGUGCUGUUGAUUGUCAUACACAGCAUUUGAGAAUAGCAAGACGCUUGGGAGAUCGUGUAGAAGAAGCAAGAGCUUUCAGUAAUUUAGGUUCAUCUCAUCAUUAUCGUAGAAACUUCGGUCAAGCAAUGGCUUAUCAUGAAAAUGUUUUAAGAAUAGCUCAAGAACUCGGUGACAGAGCAAUAGAAAUGAGAGCUUAUGCUGGAUUGGGUCAUGCUGCAAGAUGUGCAGGCGAUCUUGCACAAGCGAAACUGUGGCACCAAAGGCAACUUGAUGUUGCUUUAGCUACAAAGGAUAAAGUUGCUGAAGGACGAGCAUGUAGUAAUUUAGGUAUAGUUUAUCAAUUACUUGGUGAACACGAAGCAGCACUUAAAUUACAUCAAGCUCAUUUAGGAAUUGCUAGAUCAUUAGGAGAUAAAGCUGGUAUGGGUAGAGCAUAUGGAAAUAUUGGAAAUGCUUAUAAUGCAUUAGGAUAUUAUGAACAAGCUAUUAAAUAUCAUAAACAAGAAUUAACAAUAAGUAAAGAGGUCAAUGAUCGUAGUUCAGAAGCUAGUACACAUGGGAAUUUAGCAGUAGCAUAUCAAGCUGUACAGGGUCAUGAAGCAGCAUUAAGACAUUAUAGAGCUCAUUUAGCUAUAGCACGCGAAUUAAAAGAUACAGCUGGUGAAGCAUGUGCAUUACUCAAUCUUGCCAAUUGCUUAUCAUCCCGUGGCAGAUUUGAAGAGGCCGUUCCAUAUUAUGAAAAUUAUCUUAUGUUAUCUCAGGAGUUACAUGAUGUUGAAGGAGAAGCUAAAGCAUGCCAUUUCUUAGGUUAUGCUCAUUAUUGUUUAGGCAAUCAUCGUGAAGCUGUUAGAUAUUAUGACCAAGAUUUAGCGUUAGCUAAAGAUUUACAAGAUAAAUCUGGGAUGGGUAGAGCUUAUUGUAAUUUGGGAUUAGCACAUUUAGCUCUUGAAAAUUUAGAUACUGCACUAGAAUGUCAAAAAUAUUAUUUGGCUAUUGCGCAUAUGACUAAACAUUUAGCUGGAAAAUUUCGUGCUUUGGGAAAUAUUGGUGAUUGUCUUUUACGUCUUGGUGAAGCUGAAGAAGCGAUAAAAAUGCAUCAACGACAAUUAAAUUUAGCACGACAAGCAGGUGAUCGCAGUUUAGAAGCUGCUGCUUAUGGAGCUUUAGGUAUUGCACAUCGGACAAUAAAAAAUCUUGAUAAAGCAUUAGGAUUUCAUACUCAAGAACUAACUUUAAGACAAGAAGCUAGUGAUUUACGUGGCGAAUGUAGAGCUCAUGGGAAUUUAGGAGCAGUCCAUAUGGCACUAGGUCAAUACACUCACGCAGUAAAAUGUUAUCAGGAACAACUUGAAAGAGCAAAAGAAUUAGCAGACUCAGGGGUUGAAGCGCAAGCUUUAGGAAAUUUAGGAAUAGCUAGACUUAACAUGGCACAUUAUGAAGACGCAAUUGGAUACUUUGAACAGCAGUUAGCAACUUUGGAACCAUUAACCACAGGCACAGCUCUACUGAAUAAAGCUAGGGCACUUGGUAAUUUAGGUGAUUGUUAUGAAGCUUUAGGAGAUCCAGAAGAAGCUAUCAAAUGUCAUGAGCAACAAUUAGCAGCUGCUACAAAAUUAAAAAGUAUUAGAGAACAAGAACGAGCAUAUCGAGGUUUAGGUCGAGCUCGGGAAGCAACUGGAAAUUUACAAGACGCUCUGGUUUGUUUUGAAAAAAGAUUAGUGGCUGCACAUGAAGUUGAUAGUCCAGAAUCGAGAGGCGCAGCUUAUGGAGAUUUAGGUCGAGUACAUGCUGCAUUAGGUAACCACGAACAAGCUGUUAGUUGUUUAUCACAUCAAUUAGCUCUUGCUAGAGGACUUGGAGAUAAAGCUGCUGAAGCAGAAGCUGCUAGUGGAUUAGGGGCUGUUCAUUUAUUAAUGGACGAUCCAAAUUCUGCAUUACGACAUCAUCAAUUGGAACUUUCAAUUGCCGAAGCUUUAGAUGCAGCUGGAUUACAAGCUAGAGCUUGUGCAAAUUUAGGUGUGACUCAAGAAGCUUUGGGACAAUUUGAAGAAGCAAUAAGAUUACAAGAACAAUCAUUGAGUCUUGCAGCAGCAGCUGGAGAUCAACCUGCAAGAGCAGCUGCAUUUUCCAGUUUAGGUCGACUUCAUCACUUAUGUGGUGACUUAUCACGAGCUUUGAGUUACUUACAAUCUGGAUUAUCGUUAUCUGAAGGAUUAGGAAGAAGAGAAGAAGCAGCUAGAUUAAGACACAGACUUGGUCUUGUUCAUUGGGAAGCAGGAGAAGCAGUUAUUGCUGUUGAGCAUUUAGAGAAGGCGGCAAAUUUAUUAGAAUCAUUAGAUGGUAUUUCUUCAACUCUUAUUUGUGGACAGCCAAACAAAUUUGAAUUAUUAUCAGAAACAUAUAGAAUGUUACAAAAAGUACUAAUCAGUUUAAAUAGAGCUGAAGAAGCUCUAAAUUGGGCAGAAAGAUCGAGACGAACCAAAAGUAAUUGUUUGGAUGAUGCUGCGCAUUAUUCCGAAAUUAUUGAUAGACAACGUGGAGUUAUUUUAUAUUAUAGUGAAGUAGGAUGUGAAUUACAUUCUUGGUGCUUAGCUCCUGGCCGAGGAUUAUUACGAUUUCAUUCUACUAGUUUGGAUGAUGGUAUAGGAUUAGAGAAACGAGUUUUGCAAGCACGAGAAGCUCUUUUAGAUGAAACAAAUGAACUUGUUGAAGAAACGAAAAUACCAUCAAGAGGACAUCUUAAUGCUAGUUCAUACAGUCUGAGCAGUCUGUUUAGUGUGGGUUCAGUUAGUUCACGAGCAGGAAGUGCUCGAUGGGGGCGAGGAACCAAAGGACCCACAUGGCAAUCACCAUUGCCAAUUCAAGUACUUUACGAUUUACUUUUAGCGCCUUUUGAAGAUCUUUUGCCACCAGCAAGAAAGGAAUUAAUUAUGGUAGUGGAGAAAUCAUUAUAUUUGGCACCACUUCCAGCUUUACAAUCAAACCCUGGAGAAGAUUAUUUAUGUGAAAGAUUUUCUUUAUUAGUAGUACCGUCUCUUGCAGCUUUAAAAAAGCGAUCAAAGACUCCUAUACCAGAAGGAGGUGCAACAGUAGCUGCGCUAGUUGCUGGAAAUCCUGUUCUUCCUGAAGAAAUUAGGGAAGAAUAUAGAUGGUCUGAAAGUGUUGCUUCUACUGAAACAGAAUCUGAAAUUGUUGCUGAAUUAUUAGAAGCCCGUGCUUUAACUGGGACAGAAGCAACGAGAUCAACUGUUUUAAGGUCUUUACCUGAUGCAGAAUGUGUACAUUUAACAGUACCAGUUUUUUGGAAUUCUGCAAGUUUAGCAUUAACUGCAGAUCCUUGUGAAGAUCCUUCUGUAAGACCAGAAUAUUUGCUAAGCUACUCAGAUAUUACAAAACUAAGAAUAGCUGCUCGUUUAGUUGUAAUAUCUAGUGGCCACGGAUGGAAUAGUACAGAAAAUACGACUGCUACGUCAGACGGCGUACAAAAUUUAGCUAAAGCUUUGUUAAAUGCAGGAGCACAAUGUGUACUAAUAGGAAUGUGGGCAGUUCCACCUACAGCUGGUAGCAUAUUAUUACGAGCAUUUUAUAGUGCUAUGUUACAAGGUGCUAGAGCAUCAAGAGCAUUGGCAGAAGCUAUGCAAACAGUUCAACAUACAAGACAUUUCGCGCAUCCUGCAAAUUGGGCUGGUUGGUUACUUAUUGGAGGAGAUGCAAGAUUGUCAAACAAGGUUGCUUUAAUGGGACAAGCAUUGGCUGAAUUACUACGUGGUGGUCCUGAACAAAGUCGUGAUGCAUUACGUGUAACGCUUCAUUUAGUAGAAAAAUCAUUACAGCGAAUACACCGUGGACAAAAAAAUGCUAUGUACACAACUCAGCGUAGUAUAGAAAAUAAAGUGGGAGCAGCCACUGGUUGGCGAGAACUUUUAAUGUCAGUAGGUUUUAGAUUUGAACCUGCUGGAAACGGAAUACCAUCUUCUGUAUUUUUUCCACAAAGUGAUCCAGAAGAAAGAUUAACAAGAUGUAGUGCAAGUUUGCAAGCAUUAUUGGGAUUGGGACCGUCAUCAUUGCAUGCACUUGCUAGAUUGUUGCAAGUGCCAGAAGCAGCAGAAGAUGUCAUUGCUGCGAUGAGAAGAGCUACAUGUGCAACAGAAGGUCAAGAAGUUACAUUACCAGUACAAGUAUGGAGAGCAUCAGGAUCUCACGAAUUAUUUGCAAGUUUGGGUUUUGAUCUCAUGGAAGUUGGUCAAUCAGAAGUCACAUUAAGAACAGGAAAACAAGCAUCACGAAGAGCUGUCCAAUUUGCUCUUCAAGCUCUUUUAGCUUUAUUUGAUACCCAAGAAGCACCUAAAAGUUUGACGUUAGAUUCUAGUAGUUCAAUGGAAAGUUUAGCUUCUGUUACUCAUAUUGAAAAAAAUGUCAUAGAACGGCCUAGAUUAGGAGGUGCAUUUGCAAAUUAUGUUCGACAUCGAGGUGAACCUGAUGGGAAAACUAUGGAACCACCAAAUGUUCCAAUUCCUACAUCACGACAACCAUGUCAAAAUAGUGGAGGUGAAUCAGAUGUUGCUUUCACUCCUAGUCCUCCUGUAGCACUCAAUUUGAAUCAUCAAACACGUAUCAGAAAUCUUUACCCAGAUCAAAGUAUAAGACCAGGAUCUAGUUCAAGUAGUUCAGUAACAGAUUGGGAUAACGGUCAUGCAACAGUUUUAAGGCGACAACCAUUACCACCUUUGCCAGCAACAGUACUAGAAAGAUUAAGCGUACGAACAGAAAUUGGAUCCAAUUCUCCAAGAAAACCUCGUCAUCCUACAACAACUGAUGAUAUUUGUUCUCAGGCUGAUUCUACACAACCUGCAGAAACACAUAAUCAAAAUUUAAGAAACGUAGCCACAUCACUCACUAGUUUAACACGUGAAUUAACGCCUACAAUUUCAGAUGUAUACCAUGAGCGAAAUUUAGGAUUAGGAUUAGCACCAUCUUUGUCAAAAUUAUUGGAAGAAGUAGGUUCUGUGACCGGAAAUGAAGAAAAUCAAUCAACGCGAACAAAUCAUAAUCAAACUCAAAAUUGGAUGCCAAACGAAGAAUUAUGUCGAAGAGAUGAAGCUGAUGGUAGAUCUAUUGCUGAAUCACAAUGUAGUGCUACCAGCUCUAACAAAAUACAUCGGAAAGCACCUCCUCCUCCAGUGUAGAUUAUUUAUAUACUAUUUAUAAGCAUUAAAUGAAAAUAAUCUUAAAUGAAAGUAAUAGCACGAGGUACCAAAGAAUGGAAGAUAUUUUAUUGGAAACAAAUUUUUAAUUUUUUGCGAUUCGAGCUGGGAAUAAUUUACAAUUGCUUAUCUUAUUGCAAUAUGACUCUAAUUGUGCACUUUUUGCAUAAUAUAUUUCCCAAUAUACAUAUCAAUAAAUGCCAUUUACUUACACUGAUAAUAAAAUUUAAUAUUAACAAACUACAUAUAAUGGCACCUAAUGCUAUACCCGUGUUUCUUAAUACAAGAAUGUAUUAUAUUACCAUUAAAAUGGAGAUUGUUCUUGUAUGUUAUAUUUAAAUUGAUUAAAUGAAAUUUAUUAUUUUAUAUAAAGUACGAUCAGUGACUGAAGUAAUAUUUCAAAUUAAUAUUGAAAUUUGUAUAAACUAUUAAACUAAAAGAUUAUACUUUUUCAUUUUUUUCUAAAAAUUACUUGUAUAUAUUUAUACUUACAUCAUCGACAAAAUAUAAAAUUAUUGUACUU